Messenger RNA from Magnolia sinica, 1316 nucleotides. Its product is annotated as isoeugenol synthase 1-like. NCBI's taxonomy places the organism in Eukaryota, Viridiplantae, Streptophyta, Magnoliopsida, Magnoliales, Magnoliaceae. The coding region runs from base 112 to 1062 and encodes 316 amino acids. Gene Ontology annotation, molecular function: oxidoreductase activity. The record is from RefSeq and is a predicted model, not a curated record. The transcript is spliced from 5 exons.
UCCACAUCUUAUAAGUCGGGCCUUCCCCUAGCUAGGUUUUUCUACUUGUCCUUCUUUAUUGAAUUAAACAUUUCCAUCUCCAUAGAAGAUAAGCGUAAGGUAGGAGUAACCAUGGCCACUCAAAGCAAGAUCCUGAUCUUUGGAGGAACUGGGUAUAUUGGAAAAUACAUGGUGAAGGCAAGCCUCUCAAUGGGCCAUCCUACGUAUGUUUAUGUGCGCCCCACCUUCAAUAAUAACAACAUUUCCAGGCUAGAGUUAUUACAGGAAUUCAAGUCCAUGGGAGUGAAGAUUUUUCAGGGAAAUUUGGAUGAGCAUGAGAAGCUGGUCUCCGCACUUCGACAAGUAGAUAUCGUGAUCUCUACACUUGCAACUCCUCAGCAUAAAGAUCAAUUUAAAAUCUUGGAUGCCGUGAAGGAAGCUGGUAAUAUUAAGAGGUUUAUCCCAUCAGAAUUCGGUUGUGAAACGGAUCGAGUAUCUGCGCUCCCUCCCUUCCAAGCCCUCAUUGAUAUUCGAAAGGAGGUGCGGCGAGCCACUGAAGCAUCUGGGAUCCCAUACACCUUCAUAACUGCAAACUGCUAUGCAGCAUACUUCAUUGAUUUUCUAUUACAUCCCCAAGAGAAUAGAGAUGAAGUUCUCAUCUACGGCACUGGCGAAGCAAAAGUGGUGAUGAAUUUUGAAGAAGAUGUUGCUGCUUACACGAUCAUGGUCGUUAAUGAUCCAAGAACCUGCAAUCGUAUUGUCACCUACAGGCCCCCAAAAAAUUUUGUUAGUCAGCUCGAUUUGAUCUCACUCUGGGAGAAACGGACCAAGAAGAUUUUGAAGAGGAAUUACAUAUCUGAAGAAGAAGCCGUGGCUCUCUCACAGACUUUACCCCACCCUGGAAACAUCCAGAUCUCUAUCCUUCAUGAAUGCUUCAUCAAGGGUGAUCUGGUGAACAUGGAACAAGAAGAAGACUUCUUGGAGGCUUUUGAGUUAUACCCAAAUUAUGAUUACACUUCUAUUGAUCAUCUUCUUGAUAUUUGUGUCGUUAAUCCACCAAAAGUAAAGUACGCGGCAUUUUAACUUAUAAGGAUUUUCUCGCAUCACUAGCUUGGGGUAGCAGAUGGUUUCCACAAAAUGUCAUGUGUGGCCAUGAGUAAAUCUGCUAAGAGUUUCCCUUACAUAGUUCUUGUUUUGGAUUUAAGUAGGUCAAUAUUUUUAUGUUUGCAUGAUUUUAUAAGGUGUGAUCCAUGUGAAUGGUUAUGCAAUGUGUUUAACCAUGAAAAUACUUAUGCAUGAUGAGAAUAAUGGAACUUCAAGCACAUAUAUUUUAUGGA